CACAGUAUAGAAACUUUAACUGACUUUUUAUUUAGCUUAUCCAGACUGCAAAUGCUACCUACCUUGCCAGCUAGCUAGCUACAAAGAACAAAAGACACACUCUGUGGUAGCUUUAGCCAACAGGAGCUAGCUAAUUAUGUUAAACAACCCAACCUGUCGAGUUUGCGGGGCAUUGUCACACUAAUUAAACAAAGAGGAGUUUGGUUUCUUUGUUGUUCAGUGUUUUACAGCAGCUGCUUUUAGUUAGUUAGAUCAGAAAAAUGCACUGUUUUUGCUUUGAGCUAACACAAGCUAACUGGCUAAUUGUGGUAGAAGUUGCUGAGCUUGCUUGUGACUGGCGAAAAGAGCAUUGAACUCUUUGUUAAUGUGAUUUUUUAAAAAGACAGAUGAAAUAACAAAUGUUUAAUAUUCAUGAAGUUGAAUUUUAACAUUUUCUGUACUUCACAAUUUAUAUAUUUCUCAAAAUGAUGUUUAUCUCUUAAUGUACACUUUUUCUAUUCAGUAUCCAACACUUGAGGCUCCAAAUGCUUGUUUCCUAUUUUUUGUUUUUAAAGUAAGGUGUCCGUUCAUGUUUAAGAGAACACAUGGAUAAAGUGGCAGAGCGAAGAUGUAACUACAUGAGUGUCAGUGCUGGUUAGAGUAGCGUACAUAGUGAAGAACAGUUUGUGGGCAUUGUAGCCUUACAUAAAAAUGAAGAGGUGUGAGCCCAGAGAAACAUUUCUGGUGAGUGUGUCAGAUUUCUUCAUCUAAUUAGUAUUGUUUUGAAUGUGGCAGGUAUUGCACAAUGAUGCUGAAUGCUGAAUGAAAUGCUGAAUGUCUGGUUAGUCAUAUCGAAUGAAGUGCACAAAUGUUUUAUGUUUUGUUUUACUGUCACAGGAAGUCACGUUAAACUGGUAAUUCCUGAAUGGUUGGCACAAGCCGUUUAAGCAUACCAACUUACAUUUCUCUUGAGCUGCACAGUAAGCACGUUUUUCAUUUAAUUUUGACAAAUGAAGUUUACAUUUCGUGCAUAAAAAUGCAAGCUUUCACAUCACGGGUGAAAGUGCCAACCUGAUUAAACUGCAAACUGCUGGGACGGAUGGAUUUGAAGUCAUGACAUGCUUGACAUUUAGCAAUUUCAGGUGGUUGCAUUAUUGUCUGUGGCUUGAUUGGAAAUUUUCUUUAAGUGUGCGAGAUUUGCUGCAGUGGAGAUUAGAGGAUUUUAUGAAGUGAUGUGUUUUCAACAUUAAUUUGAUUUCUGUAAGGCUGAAAACAUUCCUGUGGUGUGGUUUAGUUUUUCUAAAACUUUUUCUCAGCUUGCGGGAGUUGUAGGUUAGAAGAGGUUUUUGCAGAGGUGUCAGUUAGGACUUGAAAGUCUGAUUACGUGUUAUCAUUAUACUAAAUAUCUCAGUACAUUUGAGGGUGGACACCUCUCUGAUUUUGAAGCACUAACAUGCAAGUGGCAGAGAUUUUCCCAAAUGCAUUUGCAGGGUUUUGAAUGGAGAUUGACUUGUGACAGUUUUCAGUUUCCUUCAGUGCUGAUGGGGAAGCAUUCACAGCAAGUUUGAGGCAACAUCAGCAAAUGUGAAGAUUUCAACUAUACAUUUAAACAUGUUGGCUUAAGUAACUUUGCUGAAUUGAACUGAAUUACUGAAUUGCAUUGAGAGUUAGUCAGUGGGGUGUUUUCUGUCUUGUUCUGCCAGUUGUUUUGUAUGUUUCAUUCUCAAAUGGUGUAGCAAGUGACCAGCGUGUUCUUACAGCCAGUCCAGCCUGUUAUAUUAGUCAAGACUCAUUGCUCUUAAACAAAUGUGAUUGUUUAAAUGUACGUGCGACAGUGAAGACAGUGGAGUGAUGCAGUUACGAGAGAGAGCGUGAUGCUGUGCUUAACAAUGCAGCGAGGAGCGACAUCCGUAUUCACAUACAGCUCAUCACAUAACCCCGAUGGUUGCCAUGGGCUCAGUGCUGUUAGAAACUGUUGCUAAGGGUUUCCACUCAUGAGGCAAGAAGUACUUCAGGAUUUAUUUUGCAGUGACUGCAUCAAAAUAUGAUAUUGAGGUAUUAUUCAAACAAAUAUAAAGGUGUGGCUUUUUGUCAUGAUUUAAAUGAGACUGAACUGAAAUUAUGCCAUUUUGUCAUUGUGCUAAAAUGAAUAUAAAUAUUAUAUAUUAAAAUAUAUUUGCUAACCUAAACCGUGUUGCUUUCUUUUAAACAUGAUUGAGAGAUUAUAAAAGCAAACAUCGCUGGGAAGAAUGAAACUACGUACCUUUACUGUAUUGACAAAUUUGACGUACUGCUGGUUCUUAACUUGAGAAUUACCAAAUCACCCAGAUUUGUGAGUCUGUCACCUUAAAACUAACAAAUAAGUCAAGUAAGUCAAACACCUUAUGGUUCCAGCUUUUCAAAUUUACUCUUACAAACUCUGCAGGGUUGAACAGGUUUGAAUAACCUGCUUGAUGGAAUGCGUUUUUAGGUUUACUCAUAAAGCAAACUGGUUUCCAAUUACUGAAAAUCCUCAUAGGCAUUUACAGUAAAACUAUACUGCUGCAAGAAACUAUCAGAAAAGACAUCUUGUAUCACCUAUUUGACUAUUCCCGAGGCCAAAUCUAAAAGACUUUUCUCUUUCAGUUCAUCUGACAACUUGGACUCAGGAGUUGCAAGUCAGAACUGAUUUCACAAUAAAAGCAACGCAAUCUACAUGAAUAAAUUGAUUGAUUAAUUGAUUAAAUAAAUGAAUAUCAAAUAUUACAUGAAAUUAUACUGUCUGAAAAUUGUACUUGAAGGUUAAUAACAAGAAUUUCAAAAUUAAAGCCUUCAAAGUGGAUUUUUAUGGUUUCAGAUUGAUAUUAAAAGGAAUCUUCUUGUUUCCACAGACAAAAAGAACUCAUCACACCCUUUAAUAGAAAUCUGUGUAUGCAUCUGCAGUAAAACGAAACUCAGAAAUUUGUUUUUUUAUUGGUUGGCACAGCCCACAGUUAUUCGCCCUGCACCCACCUACCUUGGGUGUGGCAUGUGGCUUUAUUAACUCCAACCACAGCACAGUUCCAGCACAUUUAGCAGCCUCGUUAUCAGCCAGUAACUGACCAGGUCGACAUCACAUGUUCAGAUAACUUCAGAGACCUCCGCAUCAUAUAGAAAAAGGAAACUGAAAGUCCAACAUGGCAAAUGGACCAGGCCUCUCCACUCGUGGAGGUGGAAUAAUUUAUGAUCAUCAAAUCAGAGAUCGGUUCUCACUGUUGGAUGUUCUCUAUGCAAAUCAGUUUGAAGGAGAGACUAUUAAUUCAGAUGUACGUAGGCAGACAGAGGAAGCCUUUUACAGAGGGGCCCCACCUAAGUGGUUAAACUUUUACAUAAGUGAACAGAACGAGUUAGGUGGAACUCCCUUGAUUAAACGGGAUGGAUGUGAAACGCUUAAAGAAGUAGUUCAGCAAAGUAAAGAUCCAGUAUCAACUGUUAAACUGUUCCACGAGCCAGGAUGUGGGGGAACCACACUGGCCAUGCAGGUGUUGUGGGAUUUAAGGAAAACAUUCAGGUGUGCUGUUUUAACAGAUAACCUGGGGGUGUCAGAGAUAACACCUUUGACAUCAGACGUAACAAAGGUUGCAGAGGAGGUGGUCCAGCUCUUCACAGCUGGCGACCGAGACAACCAGAACACUGUGCUGCUGCUACUGAAUGAUGAGCAGAUUUUGGAAAAGCUGCAAGACAUCAUUAUGGAAAAAAUUGCUGAACGGCAGAUAAAGAUCCAUAUGCGGCGAUAUCAUGUGGCGAUUUUACUCUGCUGCGUUAGAAAGGAAACAGUUCUACAGAGCAACCAUAUCAUCCUAAAAAAAAACCUUUCUGACACAGAGAGGCAACAGUUUACUGAGAAAAAGACAGAACUUAGCAGCAGGUACAGUGAAGAACAUGAAAAAUUCCAUGGCUUUAACAUCAUGCAAGCAAAUUUCUCUGAAGAUUAUGUCGAUGGAACAUGUGAGAUAAUCAGGAAUGUCCGGUCAGCACAUAAAACAAGAAAGACUCAGCUUGCUUCAUUUCUGUCCCUCCUGAAUGCCUACGUACCAGACUCAUACCUCCUGGAGUCUCAGUGCCUGGACUUUCUUAAAGAUGAACACAACACCCAUGGAGACCCGACACUGGAGGACCAAAUGAGCCCCUACAGUCAUCUUAUCAUCACCUACCAGCAAGAUGGAAAGUCUGAUAAAAGGGUCUGCAUGGCUCACCCUAUGAUCGCACAGCGUUGUACUGAAUUGAUGGCUAAAGCAGGUGUGACCAGAAGCGACACAGCAAAAGACUUUUUGAACUGGAUUUGUCAAGGUGAGGUUCCUCCCUUUUUGCGUGGUUUUGUCAAAGACAUGCUAACCAAAAGGGAAAAGACAAUGAUAACAAAUCAAGCUAAAAAGAUUGAAGAGAAACAAGAAAAGUUUUCAAAACUCAUUCAAGAUAUUAAGAAUAAAAAAAAGAGUGCAUUAGUUUUAAAGGUGGCAUCACAAAACUUAAUUGAAAAUCCGUUUUAUCCACAAGCACUCGCUCGUCUUUAUUACAUAGAACUAAUGCGCUACAAAAAGGCAGAAAAGUGGGCAAAGACAGCAAAGGAAAGAGAUCCCCAAAAUUCAUUUAUUGCUGAUACACUGGGCCAAGUCCACAAGAACCAUCUGAAGAACAAGAAGUCGUGUCCUGCAAAGCCUAGUGAAAUUUUGCAACUGGCCGAAAAGGCAAUAGAUGCUUUCAAAAUUGAAGAAGACUUUGCUGAAAAGGAAGAAGACACAGAUAUGAGAGAAGACGGCAACAAGAAAGUCUCCCAUGUUUUUAACAACAGAGGGUUGUUUGGUUACCUGCAGGUUUGCAACUGUGUGUAUGACCUGCUUGCCAGACAUAAUGUAACCUGGAGAAGAGUUCUCACAAACAAUGUGUCCUUGAGCUCUGUCCUGAAAUCGUUUGGAGACAACAAAAUAUACAGAUUUAAUGAUCUGAUAAAAGGGAUCAGAGGUGAGGUUAAGAGAAGAUGUGGAUUUUUUGAUGAAUAUCUGACUUACUCAAAACCCAGCAAGAAGAGAGAUGAUCCCUCAUACAUUUAUGAUGAUGUAAGAACAUGCUACAGUAACUAUGUCAUAGACUCACCACUAGAACAAGAGACAAACACUGAUUUUGUCCAGAAGCUUAAAGAAAGCCUGUCUGACAACUCUGCUGGAGUUCUCUCAUGUUUUGACAGAGAAUACAGUGAAUCAGAGCUUGAAGAAAUAACUACAUGGUGGAAAACCUGUCAACCCACAGAUUCGACAACAGCCCUGGUGAACUACAUCUUUGCCCAUAUUCUGUUGAUAAAUACUGGAGCAAAAGUUCCCUCUAAUUGCAAAUCUUUGACAGCAUUUAAACAGAAAGAUCUGAGCUCCAAUGAUGCACCUGAGCUCCACAUGCUAGCCCUCCUCUUGAACUGGCCUACAGACAGCAAAGGCAAUGCUGCAUUUAAGACAGAAUCAAUUGAGCAUAUGCGCCGUUCUUAUGAAAACACAUACAAGAAAUACCUUCGAUCAAGGCACCUCCACCCUCUGUUCUUCAUUGGAAAAGGUGAAGAUCUGAACAGAAUUGUUCACAGAAAGGUGCUAGAAGGAUUGUUCCUGAGGUCAAAUGAGGACACAGAACAAGACUGGCCUAACAACUGGAAUAAUGAGAAGAUUUUUGAAGCUCCUGAGGUCCAAGAUCGCCUUCUCAAAGUUGAAGGGAGGAUCCGAAACUACAGAGUCUACGCAAUUAUUGGUGGCAAAAAGAUCAAAGUAGUUGCAAACCAGCAACACAGCCUCUGGGAAUCACCUGCAGUUACAUUUUACCUUGGAUUUACCAUCAGAGGUCCUGUAGCCUUUGGCAUAAAAACAGUGAAAAGCUCAGAGCUGGAUUCCUCAGAGCCUGGCAAAAUCCAACCAGAACUGUCUCUCCCGACAGCUACUGAUGGAGCUUCGGGUCAGCAUUUCGUGGAUCGUCAUCAGACAGCUCUGAUUAACAGAGUGAGCGACACAGAAGUCAUCCUCCGUAAGCUCAUGGACGCGGGAUUCAUCUCAAGAGAGCAAUGCGAUGUGGUGAGAGCUUUGGAAACCUCACCAGACCAGAUGAGCAGUAUUCUUCACUGUUUGACCUCAGUCAGAGGCAAAGAUGCUCUCUAUGAAAGCCUGAAAAGGAUGAAGAGUAUGAGGCCACUCAUCAGGGAGCUUGAGGAAUCUGAAUAAAGAAGCAAACGUGAAAGUCAAAAGAAGAUCACAUCACAACAUCACAACAGGAAAAUGAAAAUGUUAGUUAAUAUUUGGCAUCCUUAAUGUGCUGAAAUUAUGUAUUCCUGCUGUCAAAAGGAAUGUUAGACUGUCUGUCAGCUGAAAACAGUAACCUACAGUAAACUAAGCAGCAUACCAACAAACAUAUUCUCAGAUAAAGAUAAUUUUAGUAUUUACCAAUAACUUUUUCAAUAUUUUACAUUAUUUUACUCCGCCUCUGGGAUCAAAAAGGGUUUUAUGUUAUGUUUAUGUUUUUAAAGUUUUUAUAUUUAUCAGCUGAAUCAUGUCAUUGUUUUUCUUUUCACAGUUACCUGUCUAUUAUUUUAUCUUUCUUUAUAUUGUCAAGACAAAAGAUGAAUAAGAUAUGAUGUGUAAGUCUUGUGAAUGUGUACAUCUUCACUGUUUGUCAUGAGCCAAAAACAUGUACACCUACACAUGUGGCAUCUUCUCAUAUAAGUAUUGUCAUUGAGUUCGCUUUUAAUUUUCUUUUAUUGUUUUAAAAUAAAAACGUUUGAUUUAUGCAAUAAAACACAUCUAUUAUGAUUAAAGGCAAAAGUGUGCUCAUGCGCUGUUGUAUUCGCACAUUCACACACAUUAAAGUAUACCAUACUAAAAUAUAA
Messenger RNA from Scatophagus argus, 6853 nucleotides. RefSeq names its product sterile alpha motif domain-containing protein 9-like. Gene Ontology annotation, cellular component: cytoplasm. Gene Ontology annotation, biological process: regulation of apoptotic process. The transcript is spliced from 4 exons. The record is from RefSeq and is a predicted model, not a curated record. Lineage: Eukaryota; Metazoa; Chordata; Actinopteri; Scatophagidae. Bases 3135 to 6191 code for a protein of 1018 amino acids.